Messenger RNA from Clupea harengus (Atlantic herring), 1163 nucleotides. RefSeq names its product cyclin dependent kinase inhibitor 2 (gene cdkn2). NCBI's taxonomy places the organism in Eukaryota, Metazoa, Chordata, Actinopteri, Clupeiformes, Clupeidae. Gene Ontology annotation, cellular component: cytoplasm; nucleus. The record is from RefSeq and is a predicted model, not a curated record. Gene Ontology annotation, molecular function: cyclin-dependent protein serine/threonine kinase inhibitor activity; protein kinase binding. Gene Ontology annotation, biological process: regulation of cyclin-dependent protein serine/threonine kinase activity; regulation of G1/S transition of mitotic cell cycle; negative regulation of cell population proliferation.
GACGUUCCACAAUUCAAAACAGAGGCAAGUCUGAACAGAUAUCUCAUUAUGUCGUGUGAAGGCCAUAUGCAGUUUGUGCCGAUAUAAUGACCCGCGACAGAUUAUUUUCCUUCAACUCAAAGAAGAGCCCAAGUAUUUUGGACUUCGUGUCUGCACAUUAGUUUUAAAAUAAUUUAGCCUACGAUGUUCGUGCCUUGACAUUUGCGGUCAUACCUGUCAAAAGGAGUAUAUAGCCGCCGGUUCCGAAAAACUCAGUGUGCAGUUAGUUUUUACGAUGCGUCCGGAGGAAGAAUUAACAUCAGCAGCUGCAACUGGCAACACUGAACGGGUGAAACAUUUGUUACAAAGUGGAGUAAAUGGCAACGGAGUAAACGGCUUCCAAAGGACACCUUUACAGGUGAUGAUGAUGGGUAGCACACCUGUUGCAAGGUUACUGCUCGAGCAUGGAGCGGUCCCCAAUGUACGAGAUUGUUCCACCGGGACUACACCCUUACAUGACGCUGCAAGAACAGGCUAUUUGGAGACGGUCCGGCUCCUUGUCGAGUUCCACGCUGAUUCCCAAGCGACCGAUAAUAACAAUUGCCGACCUGUCGACUUGGCACAGUUGAAUGGACAUCAGGAGGUUGUUGAUUUUCUUCUGAGCAUCUGACGGAUUCUUUAGGCUAUUUAUUUACGUUUCUAAUUUAUUGACUACUAAGGCCUGUUAUAGGCAUAGACAAUCGUUUUUUAUUUUCCCUUGACAUUUGCACUAUGGGUUUAUCAGACAACGGUUAGGUGUGCUUCUAUGUGACUAUUUUAGGCUAAUGUGCUAUUUUGACAAUAGAUUGAAUUUGAACGUUUUUCAUUUUAACGUGAUAUUUAAGUAAAAUGGUAAAUUGAAGGGAAAAAAAUGACAUUCAAGAACUCAAAUUUAAUCUUAAUUGAUAUUAUCGAAAUAUGUGAACUGCCUUCCACUCGGGCCAUAAAUGCGGGUGCACAGUGCUUAGGCUACUAAAUGUCAUUGCUGAGGAGUAAUGGCUACAAAUAUGUUUCUUUUGUCUGAGAAAUUAUUGUAGCCUGCAUUUUGUAGGGCCCAUGUGCGUGUGUGUGCGCAUUGGGUUGCUUGUGGGGGAUUACAGCUUUGUACUAUUUUCUUAAUAAUAAUAAUUUUCUUUCUUUUGAAA